This is a messenger RNA of Aricia agestis (brown argus), 986 nucleotides long. It is a transcript of the gene Dhpr, whose product is annotated as dihydropteridine reductase. The record is from RefSeq and is a predicted model, not a curated record. The coding region runs from base 265 to 969 and encodes 234 amino acids. Gene Ontology annotation, biological process: tetrahydrobiopterin biosynthetic process; L-phenylalanine catabolic process. Lineage: Eukaryota; Metazoa; Arthropoda; Insecta; Lepidoptera; Lycaenidae. Gene Ontology annotation, cellular component: cytoplasm. The transcript has a single exon. Gene Ontology annotation, molecular function: NADPH binding; NADH binding; 6,7-dihydropteridine reductase activity.
UUCACAAAUAAUAGCCGAAGCUUUUAAACAUUUUAAAUUAUAAUUUAUUCAAUAAAACGUUGAGAGUAAAUACCAGUCUCUUGUCUAUAAUAAUUAUCAUCGUAUGACCUAAAAUAACCUUCGUGGAUUUGUUGUCAUUCGUGUCAGCGUACUGAUAAAAAGUAAUUGUCGAGGUUACGUCGGCGAACGCAAGUUUUGCCUUCUCCCACUUGUUGCUUUUUCAACUCAGUUGUCUCGGUAACUAGUUACCAACCAGACGUAAACAUGGCCAGCGGAAGAAUCAUCGUAUACGGCGGCCGCGGCGCCCUGGGCACGGCUUGUGUGAACCACUUCAAGAAAGCGAACUUUUGGGUCGCGAGUAUCGAUCUCAGUCCUAACGAUUCAGCCGACGUGAACAUCACCGUGCCGAAAGACGCUUCGUGGGUACAGCAGGAGGAACACGUCAUUAACGAAAUCGGCUCAGCGUUACAAGGUCAGAAAGUGAAUGCGGUGAUUUGUGUAGCCGGAGGUUGGGCCGGCGGCAACGCGGCGAAGGAGCUGAGCAAGCAGGCUGACCUCAUGUGGCGCCAGUCCGUGUGGAGCUCCACAAUCGCCGCCACCCUCGCCUCCAAAUACCUGACUGCCGGAGGUCUGCUAGCUCUGACUGGUGCUAAGGCCGCCCUGGAUGGCACUCCCGGAAUGAUCGGCUAUGGAAUGGCUAAAGCUGCUGUUCACCAGCUAACAAAAUCCCUCGGAGCCAAGGAUUCAGGUCUCCCAGAAAACUCUCUCGCUGUGGCCAUCCUGCCAGUGACCUUGGACACAGAAAUGAACAGGAAAUGGAUGCCGAAGGCCGACUUUGGAACCUGGACGCCACUGAGUUAUGUGGCGGAGUUGUUUGCCAAAUGGAUGAAGGGAGAGGAGAGGCCUCCAAGUGGGAGUCUAGUGGCUCUAGUCACCAAAGAUAAUGUUACAGACCUCAUCAUUCAUUAAACUGAUAGGCAAUAUUU